Porites evermanni is the source of this 3089-nucleotide messenger RNA. The record is from the annotation of a GenBank genome assembly. Lineage: Eukaryota; Metazoa; Cnidaria; Anthozoa; Scleractinia; Poritidae.
AUGGAACUGAGAAAUAAAUCGGUGCAAUCUAAUUUAUACUGCUUUAAAGUAGCUGUGCCCGGAAAUCUACUCCAAGGAAGCCGUCGUAAGCGACAACCUCCUGUAAGUGGCUUCUAAGCCUCAGCCUUUAGAGUGGCCGCUUACGGAAGGUUUGACUGUACCUUGAAAAGUUCAUGUUAUGAUAUUAUUAAUAUUAUGCAUUAUUCUUUAUAGGGUGGUACAAUAGCUGUUCUUAGUGUUAUGGAGAGACCUUAUUUCUUUGCGGGUGCUAUUUUUAGCGCACCAAGCAUAAAAGUGGAUGCCAAUCCUUGCACGGUAAUUUAUUGCUCCACUUGCUACAAAUAGUAAACAAAAACACAAUGCAAAGACUGUUUCUCUUUUCUUAGGGUACCGUCAAUGCAAAAACAGGAUACAGCAAACCCAAAACAGAAAAACACUACGUACCUAAGGAAACAGAAAUACAAAUCCCAAAACAGAAGUAAACACCCCAAAGCGGAAACACAUACAAAACAAAAAUACGAAAUUGAACCACAAAACUGAAAGAGAAUUUAAAAAUACAAACCAUGAUCAAAAACCCCAAAACAGAAACAAGGAAAUAAUGUAAAACAAUAGUUUCUCAUGAUUCAUCGUCUUUUAAUUAUCUUAACCGGCGAUCAGGCGGGGGUUUUUUUUAUAGAGAGGGCGUGAUCACAGGCUAUAAUAGCCAAUUUCCGAGUUCCAAAAACUCUCGCUUUAAUAACGAGGCUAAAGGUACAGUAAAACGGGCAACUAAUUGCUGCAGAACGAGUCCAGAAGCGAUGCUUAGGAACUUGUUUAAACCUGAUUUGCUGCAAGGGAGGCUUCAUUCAUGGGUAGUAAAAUGCGCAACAUCACUUUUCAACUAGUUUCCCAACAAUUUUGUAAAACAGGUUUCACGUUUUUGUUGUCCGUUUUACCAUAGCUUUACAGCGAUUUUCGUAUAACCAUGAAAUGAAAACGAGCGAACAGAAAAGAAACAUCAAACGAACGGAAAUAGAGCGAUUUGAUUGGUUUAUCGAACGAAUACAAACGGGCGUGGGUUUUGGUUGGUUAAGCGAACGCCCGAGAACUUUCUAGAAAUCAAAUGAUACUUCGCUUAGAAGUCAUACAACAACACGAUUGGCCAAUCGAACAAUGCUUUCUCCAUAUUAGGGUUUUCUUUGGCGGGAAAACGAGAGGCCAUGUUUUGAUCUUUUCAUCCAUUGGCUAAUAAAACAAAUAACGAACACUUACCGAAACCAUUUUUCAAGGUCAUAAGAAAAUCUAAUGCAGGGUGAGAUAAAACAGAUUUUAGAUGUGAAAUAUUUGCAGGGGCAGCAAUUUUUUUAUAGUCUGUUGCCUCUCAAUUCACAUGUUAUUUAAACAUAAAUAACUGAUUAAUCACGAAAAGAAACGAACUUUUUACAAAGUUCUAGUGGCGGAUGGAAGGGAAUAUGAUGGUUAAUUUAGUAGGAGAUUAUUUUAUCACGAGUCAAGUUUUUAACCUUGUCUUCUAGGGGGAGGUGCGAAAUUAAUACAGUAGUGAUUGUUCCAUAUAUAAAAACACAAAAAAAAAUAACUAAACGAACUUGGCCAAUAUUCAGCUAUCUGGACCUCACGCUUGGUUAAAAGAGACCUUUAGGUUCGAGGACGAGAACUACUAGGAGUACGACUUUCGCUCUUCUCAAAAAGAAAAAUAGACACCAGGAAAGCUCCAUUGUACUUUUGAUUCACCAGAAAAGUUAGCACUGUUACCUAUUGAAGGAGUUUAAGCCCUCUCUCGACCGAAAUAAUAAAACUUAGCUUCUAACAUUUGAUAACUUGUUUAUUCGUCACAACGACAUUCUCGGCAAAACUCUUAGUAGAAUGACGACGGCUAUCACGUUUUCCCGCCAAAAUGACGCUGGUUAAUGCGCGCGCACUGCUUAGCAUUAAGAAAAUCUCGUACUCUUAAUCGUCCUCGUCUUAAAAACUGAAGGUCUGAAAUAACUUAUACAAUGCAUGUAUCUUACAGGUUUGUCUAGGAAGAAUAGUAUCAUGGAUAAUGCCCUCGUAUCAGAUCAGGCCACCGAUUGAUCCAUCACUCUUAAGCCAGGAUCCUACACAGGUGAUACAAAACUACAGGGAAACUCAGCCGAGUUUACUUUCGCAAAGAGUUGUGGGAUUGUUAAUAAGGACAGAGAAAAAGAUUGGCCAAUAGUUGACCGGUGUGACCCCAGUAACUAUCCCAGAAACAAUCGCGGGUCAAAUUUCUUCUCCAAUAAAAUUCCCUUCUCGUUUCUAAAAAGGCGAACAACACAACUGAUAACUGCUCUCUUUUCCUGAGUCAAAGGAGAGAGACUUUCGUAUGCAUUUUAUCCGCAUUUCCGAAAAAAAUUCCAUGACUUUCGAAAAAUGCCGGACAUAUUCCGGUGAUUUCUGGAGGUUGCCAAAUGACGAGGUGUCCAGUCCCUCAAACCGAUCGCGAAACUUGACCUUUCGUAACACUGACUGGAAUAAUUUGGGUGGAUAUUGAAUAAAAGUUUUUCAGUAUAAUGGUUGAUGACAAGUCGUUCGGAAUUGUGAGUCAGGAAUUGAUGUUUUCCAUCCUUCAUGAUUGUGCAAUGAAACAGUAACGCUGGUGGACGGCGGGUUCGUCAAGGGUCAUUCUGCCCUCUUCAGUUAAUUAGCCUUACGAUUAUACUAGACCUAACGCCUUACACAUUUAUCGUUAAAGGAGCUCGUCGUGCUUGUUGUAGGGGUGGAGUCUCCCCGUACUAAUUUUAAUAUCCCUCAAUUCUUCGCACGAUCCAUUUAAUAACCAUAAGUCUUACAGAAAGUCGAAUUUCCUUGAGUACCGGGUGUCGCUCGCGCCUUGUUGUUCUCGCGGUCCGACUUGCAUUGUGGAAAGUCUAGGACUUCAAUAACACAAUGCGCCUUGUUUAUUGUUAUUGUUUUAGGUUGAAAAGUAUGCCAAUGAUAGCCUAAACUGGCAUGAGGGAAUGAAAGUGAGAUGGGUCGGAGCUAUAUUAGACGCAAUGAAUGAAUCCAGAGGAACUUGUCAAAGCUUACAACACCUUAUUUACUUGUCCAUGGUGAUGGAGAUCAAUUAG